AUGCUUCUGGGCCCCUGGCUGGUGGCGGCGGCAGCGGUGGUGGCGGCGGCGGCCGGCGCGGGCUGCCCGGUGCUGUGCAGCUGCCACGGGCAGGCAGUGGACUGCAGCGGGCAGCGGCUCUUCUCCGUGCCCCCCGAGCUGCCGCUGGACACUGGGAACCUGAGCCUGGCACACAACCGCAUUGCCAGCAUCCCACCGGGGUACCUGGGCUGCUACGGGCAGCUGCGCGCCCUCGACCUGCGCAACAACUCGCUGGCGGCGCUGCCGGCUGGGCUGUUCCGCGGCGCCCGGCGCCUGGCACACCUGGACCUCAGCUACAACAACUUCAGCCUGGUGCCCGCCGACAUGUUCCGUGAGGCCAGCGGGCUCCUGCGCCUCGACCUCAGCCACAACCCGGGGCUGCGCCGUGUCCACCCCCAGGCCUUCCGCGGGCUGGCCCAGCUGCGCGAGCUGGACCUGAGCUAUGGUGGGCUGGCGGCCAUCAGCCUCGACGCCCUAGAGGGGCUGCCCGGGCUGGUGGGGCUGCGCCUGGGGGGCAACCCCUGGCUCUGUGGUUGCACCAUGGAACCCCUCCUCAAGUGGCUGCGGGGCCGCAUCCAGCGCUGUGCCUCAGAUUCGCAGCAGGCCGAGUGCUGGGCUCCCCCUGAGGUGGCAGGGGCCCCCCUGCUCUCGCUGACGGAGGAGAGUUUCCAGGCCUGCCACCUCACGCUGACACUGGACGACUAUCUCUUCAUUGCCUUCGUCGGCUUCGUCGUCUCCAUCGCCUCAGUGGCCACCAACUUCCUGCUGGGCAUCACGGCCAACUGCUGCCACCGCUGGAGCAAGGCCAGCGAGGAUGAGGAUGUCUAGGACUGAUGGAGGCAGCAGCUCCAAGGAAGCAACCCCCCAGCUCUGCUUGGGAGAGACCUCAGAAGCUGUGUGUGCCUGGGGAGGCUGAGGAAGUCCCUGCUUGCAGCCCCAAAGCAGCACUACUGGAGUCCCCCAGAUCCUGGCCAUGCUCUCCAGUCUCCUCAAAAUUCCAGGGGGGCAGAAGGUGGUACUGGCACCCAUCUUGGCACCAGGGAACACCUGUGCCUUGCUGGUGACACCAGGAGGUGCCAGGGCAUCACCAGACCACCAAGCCUGGCGGUGGGACAGGCUGUGACAUCUCCCAAAUCCGGGAUCUCCUGGGGACAGCCUCUCCCUCCUCUUCAGGGCCAAACCAGGCACCCAUUGCCCAGCCAGGGGGAGGGUCGGGAGGCAAAAGGAGCAUCAGAAAGGGGAAAAAAAAAAGAAAAGAAAAAAAUAGAAAAAAAGCAGAAAGCCAACGACCCUCUGUCCAACUGGGGCAGCCACGUCCCCAGUGCCUGUGUCCCCUAUCCCCAGUGCCUGUUUCCCCCUCUCCCCCCCAUGUAGGUUGAGCAUGCUGGGGAAGGGGGGGGGCAGUUUAACCCCAACCCACCCCUAAAGGGCUGCAGCUGCACCCCCGACCCCUGUGCUGCCCCCGGGAAGGGGCACUUGGCCUCUGCCUUCUAUAUUUUCUCUAGUUUUUUAUUAUUUUCCUCUUGGUGAGUUCUCCCCAUCCCGCACCCCCUGCACGGGCACUUCCUCCCGCGGCCACCUGGGGGCACCCAAAGCACGGGGUAUCCACCUGCAUCCCACCGGCUCCUUCCUCUGCCUCACCCUCAGACUCUUUUUCUUUUUACGUUUAUUUUUAUUGUGUUUCUCUUUUGUUUCUCUUUGCCUUUUUACUUGAUUGAUUUUCUCCCACUUUCCUUUCCAUCCCUUUCCGUCCCUUUCCCUUCUAUUCCUUCCUUUGGUUUCAUCUUACCGACUCUCCUCUUUUCUCUUUCUUUUCUUUUCUUUUUUCUUUUCUUUUCUUUUCUUUUCUUUUCUUUUCUUUUCUUUUCUUUUCUUUUCUUUUCUUUUCUUUUCUUUUCUUUUCUUUUCUUUUCUUUUCUUUUCUUUUCUUUUCUUUUCUUUUCUUUUCUUUUCUUUUCUUUUCUUUUCUUUUCUUUUCUUUUCUUUUCUUUUCUUUUCUUAAUUUUAUUUUAUUUCUCUCUUCUCCCCCCUCCCGCUCUUUGUACGUUUUGUAACCGCGGGUUUUGUACCACGGGGCACUUUUUCAGCGCCGAACCUCGACAAUA
Molecule: messenger RNA, 2126 nt
Organism: Myiozetetes cayanensis
Lineage: Eukaryota; Metazoa; Chordata; Aves; Passeriformes; Tyrannidae
Gene: LRRC55
Product: leucine rich repeat containing 55
Exons: 3
Coding region: 1-849 (282 amino acids)
Cellular component (GO): voltage-gated potassium channel complex
Molecular function (GO): potassium channel activator activity; voltage-gated potassium channel activity; transmembrane transporter binding
Source: RefSeq, a predicted model, not a curated record